ACAGAAGUCAUUAUUUUAUAAUUUCCAGUAGAUUUUUUUUUAAAAUGAAUAUUUAAAAUUUUAUUGCAUCUUAAACACAUUUGAUUAAAUUUUUAUUUAAUUGGAACAUGGGAAGCAGUCAAAGCAAAUUUAAACCAGGACCCCAUGAUUGUUGGCAUAAGAUGAAAGUCACCGGAUCCCAACCCAAAUAUUUGCAAUGCGCUUUGCAAGCCAUAAAGGAUCUUCAUGAAUCGACAGGAUCUUCCCAAGGAAGAAUAAUUGAUUACAUCCAAGGUGUUAUAAAUGCCAAACAAAUACGUCCAAGGCCAAGAAACGUCGCUAUGCAAAUAAAACGAGCUCUAAAAUACGCCGCUCAAAAUGGCAUGGUAAAUCAUCGUGGAGGAAGAUAUGUUUUGGCCCUUUCUGACAAGGACUUUGCCAUUUUCAAAGGCCUCCGACCAAAAGAUCCCAUUAAAGUGAAUGUCAAGCCCAAAAAAAUAGUGAAAACUCCAAAAAAAUCUAAACGUCGUCACUCCAAAUAUACCAAAAAGUAUAAAAAAUACAGCAGGUUAGCAUAUGACGAUUCUUUGGAGGACGCUCGCAUAAAAAGUAGAAAACGAAGAAGAGACUAUGAGGACGACUUUUACUCAGAUCUAGAUAGUCUCAGUAGUUUUAGCGAUGAUGAAGAGCCUACAAGAAAAAAAAGUAAAAAAAGUUUGAACAAUUUGGUUAAAUGUAGGAGCAAAGAGUAUGAUAAUUGUAUAAAGAAAGAAACUGAUUUAGUAGUUAAAAAAACAGAAAGCAACAAAUGCACAAAGAAUAUCGUUAAUACUAAUGUCGUUAAUAGUAAAGAAGGUAAUAAUACUGUAAAGAAAGUCAGUAAGGAGGAACUUAAAAAAACAGAAAGCAAAAAGAAUACAACGAAUAAAAUUGAAACUACGAGCACAGAAAGUAAGAAAGAAGAUGAUAGUAAAAAGAACGAAAAUGAAAACAAGCCUGAUGUGGAAGUUAAAAAACGCAAGGAAAGAAAGAAGAGGACAAAGAAGAAGGUCGCAACUGCGAAUACAGAAGGUGAAAACACUGUAAAAAAUGUACCUGAUACGACAUCUGAUACGAAAUAAAUUGUCAAACAAUA
Molecule: messenger RNA, 1114 nt
Organism: Diabrotica virgifera virgifera (western corn rootworm)
Lineage: Eukaryota; Metazoa; Arthropoda; Insecta; Coleoptera; Chrysomelidae
Product: peptidyl-prolyl cis-trans isomerase G-like
Exons: 3
Coding region: 108-1100 (330 amino acids)
Biological process (GO): nucleosome assembly
Cellular component (GO): nucleosome
Molecular function (GO): DNA binding
Source: RefSeq, a predicted model, not a curated record